AUGUCAGAGCCUAACACUACACAGGAUACGAUUCUCAUUCCGCCAAAUCUUUAUUAUAAAGAGUACUGGCUAAAUACCAGCUUUCAGGAUUGGUCUGUUGAGUCGUUCGAUAUAUUUUGGAUCCAACAAAAUCCAACUCUCCAUCAAAGGCAAGAUCGAGCCCAUACUUCGUUAGCUAUCGAGUUGAAAAUUCUCUCUGAAGCAUCUGAUCAAAGGGUGGCAGAAAAAGCGUUGUUGUUACAUAAAUCAUUAAAGUGUAAGAAAUCAGCAGAAAUCAUUGAUAUUAUCUGGGACCAGAGCAAAGAAAUUGCGGAUUCAAAAGUUCGUUUAACACUGAGUGAACUGCUAACCAAGACGAAAAUUAAGACAAAUAUUAUCGGUGAAAUCGGAGAUUUAGGAAGCAAAAGUUCUCCUGAUGCAAUAUCAGCGGUGCAACCUCAAAAUGAAAAGAAUCGCAACAAGCACGCUAUAAGAGAAGACAGCCAGUCGGAUGAUCUGUUCAAAAAAAUAAAUGAAGAUGACGAGGAAUUUCUUGAAAAUGUUGGACUUCUAUUUAAUGAGUCAAAUGAGGAAUCAAUUAUCGAGAAAGUUGAUGAGAAUUCGCUAUUGGACGAAGUUCGAUUGCCAUCAGUAAACAUUAAUAACAAAACAUCAGAGGAGUUCCUUGAUACAAAUACAAUCGAGGCAUUUAGCGAAUAUCAAAAAAAGAUACCAAAAACUCGCAAGGCUUUGACCCCUGCGUAUUGGGGAAUAUUGGAUUUGACGAAGGAGAGUCUCAAAAACUCAGGUAUAAAGGAUAUGGCUAUACAAAAAUUAUCUCAGGAUUUUUCAAACAAAAUUGGAUGGAAUGAUGUUACAGCCCCAAAAGAAAUUCAAGAAUAUUUCGACAGAAAUUGUGUUGAUGUCGAUAAUAUCGAUGUCAUCAAAAAAUUAGACAGGAACGUCCAAUUCAUGGUAGAUAAAUUGCCUAAGCUACGAAAGACGUGCACCGAAGAAGAGCUAAAAAUGUCAACAACAUUUCCAUUGUUUUCAGGAAUUUUUAAUUCGCCGGGUGAAAUUCGGGCAAUCUCGACAAAUAAAGCACGGAAUGAAGAACAAAAUCCCUUCAUGAAGGCUAGAAUUGGACACAAGGUUGACAUGAAAGGAACCUUGGUCAAAACGCCGAAUAAAUUUGAAAUAAUAUAUGGCGAAAUUUCCGGUGGUUUGACUUCUUUUGGCUUGCCCGCUUCCUGUAGGAAAAAACAAUAUGUGGACAAAGUAAAACUUAUGGUGAUGUUAAGGGAUAGUCUGAAUCAAUUCUUUAAAAACUAUUUGCACGUAACAGACAAACAACGUAAAAAGUUAAUAGUCUACGGUUGGUUGCAAGUUGGAGUUGAGCUAAGCUUUUACGCUAUGGAUUGGAUUGGAUGCGGAAUAUACAGAUUUGGUAAAUUAGAUAAGUGCGAAUUACCGGUCGAUGAAGGUGAUUUAAGCAUCCUUGAGGAUGCGUACUGCAUUCUUAGGUUGCUAGAGUCGAAAUCGCUUGAAUCAGAAAAAAUCAUAAAAGAAAUCUUACAAAAUAAUACGAAAAACAAAAGACGACGUAUGAUGACAGAAAGUAAUCCUCAUUUAAAUAACCGAACUCCUAUUAAAUAG
Molecule: messenger RNA, 1635 nt
Organism: Ambispora leptoticha
Lineage: Eukaryota; Fungi; Glomeromycota; Glomeromycetes; Archaeosporales; Ambisporaceae
Source: the annotation of a GenBank genome assembly